AUGGAAGAUAUCAAAAAGAGGGGCCUUGAAGACGUGGUUGUUGAUGCCAUUACUUUUCAAGAGCUUGGCACUCAGCAUCAAGCCCACGGUGACCAUGGAACCACGAAGGAAGCAUUCCUAGUGGAUCUUGCGGUACUUGAGACUGGUAUUAUACGCGUCGUGGGGAAGUAUGGGAUUAUAAAAUUCGUUCCUCUGAGCAGCGAGGAUCCGAUUAUUUCGCAAUAA
This is a messenger RNA of Penicillium hordei, 225 nucleotides long. RefSeq lists its product as uncharacterized. Bases 1 to 225 code for a protein of 74 amino acids. The transcript has a single exon. Lineage: Eukaryota; Fungi; Ascomycota; Eurotiomycetes; Eurotiales; Aspergillaceae. The record is from RefSeq and is a predicted model, not a curated record.